This is a messenger RNA of Phacochoerus africanus (Common warthog), 1176 nucleotides long. RefSeq names its product olfactory receptor 6K6. Lineage: Eukaryota; Metazoa; Chordata; Mammalia; Artiodactyla; Suidae. Gene Ontology annotation, biological process: G protein-coupled receptor signaling pathway. The record is from RefSeq and is a predicted model, not a curated record. Gene Ontology annotation, molecular function: olfactory receptor activity; G protein-coupled receptor activity. Gene Ontology annotation, cellular component: membrane.
UGGCCACUUCAAUCAGAGAACACUCAGAUCUCUCACAUCUUUCCCCAGGCAGGCUCUGCCCUUCUUCUACACUAAGGAGUUUCUUUGUCUCCUUUUACCUUUUCCCGAUGACACGGUUGAUGGCCAGUGAGAAUCAGACAGCAGUGACCGAGUUCCUCUUCUCUAUGUUCCCUCAUCUGCAUGAAGGUGGCCUCUUAUUCUUUAUUCCUUUGCUUCUCAUCUAUGGAUUUAUCAUAACUGGAAACCUAAUGAUAUUCAUUGUCAUCCAGCUGGACAUGGCCUUGCACACCCCCAUGUAUUUCUUCAUCAGUGUCCUCUCUUUCCUGGAGAUCUGGUAUACCACGACUACCAUCCCCAAGAUGCUCUCCUGCCUAAUCAGUGAGUGGAAGACCAUCUCUCUGGCUGGCUGCCUCAUGCAGAUGUAUUUCUUUCACUCUCUGGGUAUCACAGAAGGCUGUGUCCUGACAGCAAUGGCCAUUGACAGGUACAUAGCUAUCUGCAAUCCUCUCCAGUACCCAACCAUCAUGACUCCGAAAAUUUGUAUCCAUCUGACAGCUGGAGCCUACCUCUGUGGCUUCCUCCUUGUGCUCCCUGAGAUUGCAUGGAUAGCCACCCUGCCUUUCUGUGGCUCCAACCAGAUCCAGCAGAUCUUCUGUGACUUCACGCCUGUGCUGAGCUUGGCCUGCACAGACACAUCCCUGGUGGUCAUUGUGGAUGCCAUCCAUGCUGCGGAGAUCCUAGCUUCCUUUCUGGUCAUCGCCCUCUCCUACAUCCGGAUCAUCAUGGUGAUUCUGGGGAUGCCUUCAGCUGAAGGUCGUCACAAAGCCUUUUCUACAUGUGCUGCCCAUCUUGCUGUGUUCUUACUGUUUUUUGGCAGUGUGGCUGUCAUGUACUUGCGAUUCUCAGCAACUUACUCAGUGUUUUGGGAUACAGCAAUUGCUGUCAUUUUUGUUAUCCUUGCUCCCUUUCUCAACCCCAUUAUCUAUAGCCUGAGAAAUAAGGACAUGAAAGAUGCUAUUGGGAGGCUUUUCUUCUGCCAGAAGAGGGCUGGUGGGGUUCAGAGAUAGAUCUAGAUCCUGAGGACUCUGAAAAAACUCUUGGAAGUUCAGGAUUUCACUCUUCCUUGGCUUUUUCACUCUUCCUUGGCUUGGAUUAUGCUUUUUUUUUUCUAUUGUC